UUGGCAGUUCCACCAGCGAAGCUGUUGAAGCGCAUCAUCUCUUGGUUGGUCAGUUUACUCCUGAGAGACCCCAGGAUGACGUGCACUAGUCUGAGCUCACUGACAGACUUGUGAUAUCUGACAUCGCAAAGGUGUAGUUGUGCGGACCUAAGGAGUGGACAAUGAACAGAACAAAGAAGAAUGAGGGGCUGUGUGCUGAGGGGAAGCGGCCCCCGGCUGAAGUCCCUAUAGGUUGGCAGCGGAGAAUCACCCACAGCGGGGUUGUCUACAUAAGGUAAGACCUGCUCUACCUGUAUUUAAACUAGCCUGUGAUCCCUCGUCUCCCCAAUCGGAACUUAGGCUAAUGACCUCUUUCCUUCUACAGUACCAAUUUGUCAUAUUCAAUGGUGUGUUUGUUGAACGGGUUCCCUUCAUACAGGAUUAAACAAAAUAUAUACGAAAUUUAUAAAAGGCUGUGGCAAUAGCAGGAAGUGGCAUCUAGUGGGCAAAACCUGGUACUUUCUCACUAAAUUAUGGGGGAAAAUGCAAGCGACUUCAAGGGCAAAUUUCUCUGAACAGUGGGGGAAAAAACAUCACUAAGCUCACUGUGAAUACAUUACAUAGUAUGAAUAAACAAUACUCCAAGCUGCAGCUUCAUACUACUUGUCAAACAUAGAGAACUGAUACUGUACACUGGCCGUUUGGGUGGGCUUGGUGUGGGGUUUGGGGGGUCCGUGGGUGGCUUUUGUCCAUUAAUUUGGAAUCCUCACGUCUUAGUCUUUGUUGAGAAGAGGUUUGGUCCAAAUCGGAUGUUGGGUACUAUAUGUAUUGAGUAGUUUAAGAGUCCAAGAAAUUGAAAUUGGCAACUUGGGUGCAAUCAAUUAGCUUAAUUUGUCAGGGAUCAAAUAAUCUUUAUACAAAAUAAUGUUGCAGGAAUGCUUAUCUUAUCUGUUUCUAAUUACAGAAACAAUUUCUGAUUAAUCUGGGAUGGUGGGUAUUAAUUCUCUUUCUUGUGCUUUUUGAGGUGGAACGACUCUUGUCAAAUGUCUUUUACCCUAAUAAGACUGACCACAAUAACCCCGUAGUCCAUUACCUUUUAUUGAAAGGCAGAAAAAGUCACUUCUAAGCAUUUUCUGUACCAGAGCCAGUCAAGCAUAACACCUUCAAGAGAGUCUAAUAUUGCCUCCCUCCCUCUUCAUAUGAAGUAUAUUCCCUCUCUGGUGGGAAGAUCUGGGCUACAUGGCCUUGAGGAGGAGAAGAAUGUGUGAGAACAGUGACUGUCUCAUACAGAGAAAAUUGUCCUCUGAAAAACUAUGAAAUGCUGUCGGGAGCUAUGUUUUAUGGCAACAUAAUUCCACCCACCAGCUGAUUUUCUCUCCCUUACUUUCAUUGAGUUUGAAAUUAAUGUUUUUUUUUCCUUUUGAACCAAGCCUUUUAAGCUGAUGGCACUUGUCAUUAUGAAGGUGAGCCAUUUUCAUGGUAUUGUGUUCCUCCUAUGUUUUGGGAGAUAUGCUUUUUUGCUGUGACUGACUGACACUACUUUAUCCAGGUCAUUUGAUAUAAUUUAAUGUGUAUGGUUGUGUCUGAAAUGGUACCCUAUUCCCUGUAUAGUGCACUACUUUUGACCAGAACCACUAUAGGCCUACUGUGGGAAUAGGGGGCCAUUUCAGAUGCAAACUGUCUUUAUUUAGCUAUGGUUGUGCUAUGCUGUUACAUUGGUCACUCACUGAAUCUCUCCUCUUCCACAUUCCAGUCCCAGUGGCUCAAUGCUAGCCUGUCUGGAGCAGGUGAAGAGCUACCUGCUGACUGAUGGCACCUGUAAGUGUGGCCUGGAGUGUCCUCUCAUCAUUCAUAAGGUGAGCCAGCCUGAAUGAGUUUGCUGUGUGGUGGGGCCACUCCUGGUAGAUGGGUCAUAAAGUUCAAAGGAAAAUGCACUAGACACACUACUGAACACUAACACAAUUCUUACUGUAGCCAGGACUGGAGGAGAGAGGAAGUAACACAUGUAUAGUGUAUUGAUAAGACUAGCCACACACACAGACGCUAACAUCUUUCACUCCCCUCAGAUAUUCAACUUUGACCCCGGGGCGGCUGUCAAGCAGAGGACGACUGAGGAUGCCCGAGCCGAUGCUAAUGUCACCAAGCUGUGUGUCCACAAGAGGAAGGUCAUCGCCGUGGCAACCCUGCACAGGAGCAUGGAGUCACCGCACCCCGCUCUGGCCAGUCAGGGUGGUGGCACUGGUAUGUGGAAGAAAUAUUGUAAAUCUGAGAUGCAAACUAGCUCCCUAGGAAAGAUCCAUCCAUUCAUAUGACUUAUUAAUUGAUAAUGAAGUUCAAUAUCUCAAAUAUCUGAUCACAUUCUGAAGUAGGCCUAAACACCAGUGCUUUAUGAUAUCUUGCGUAAGGGCAUAAUUUGAUGAUGAAAGCCAAUGUCACUUAAUGGCUUUUAGUCUCCAAUGGGUGUCACUUGAUAUAAUGACAUGACAAUCUGUGCAUUCUCAGCAAGUUUUGUUCUGUUUUUCCGUAUGCCAUAGAGAAAUUAAAAUGAAAGAGAAUAUCCUUAUGACGUAUUGAGACCAGCUCAGUCAGAAAUCAUCUGCUCUGUGCAUUAUUUUUACAGCACAGGACUGCAGUGCAUUGCUGCUCUGUCAGCAUUGUGUUAUAAAAGAAGCGAAAAUGUGAUGCUGUCUGAAGAACAUGCAUACACAUAUCAGCUAGAUUCAACUGUCUGCUUAGCUGCUAUUUUCUGUGUUUGCUCUAAAGAUCGGGUUUCUGUUGUCAAUUCAGCACUGUUUUUGGUUUAUUUGUUUUUGGCUUUUCUGUAAGGUCUGAAUGGACGAUGCUGAAUUAAUUGAAUAGAAUUAUCUCAUCUGAGAUGAUAAAAGUAAUUCCAAAGAUUGAUACAUGUUUGCUUUGCUUUGCAGGCACUGCACCUAUGGGUCCUAUGAGUCAUCAAGCAAUAAGGAACAAUAUGCACAAUGGUCCACCCAACUCUGUGGCUCUUGAUGGCAGGAAUCCUGACAAGACGGGAAUGUCCGUUUCUGGUCAACAUUACUAUACCCAUGAACUGGGUUCUCCCCCACAGAGGGAUCUGUACUUGGGGUACAGCAGGACAAGGCUGGGGGGCAGCGAAUACAGUAGCCAACAACGGUCACCCUAUCACAGCCGCCACAGUGUCCUGCUCAGCCCCUCCUCCUCCACCUCAUGUUGCUCACAGCAUUAUGGUGAUGGCGCUCCCUCCCCAAGGACUGAACCUCUAGGGAGUCCUGACCCCAACAUGCUUGGUUUUCAUGGAGCUUGCAGCCCAGGCUCUGCCCAUAUGAACGGUGAUCGUUUUACUGGUCUCUCACCACCCAGUAUCUUGCACCACGGCUCCCCUUUGGCCACCCAGCCCUCGUGUGCCAUGGCAGGAAGGACUAAUAUACCGAAUUCCCCUAACAUCAAUGCCAAAAGCCUCAAUAUGCAGAAGCCGUCCUGCAGCUUCCCUCACAACGACUUUCAACAUAAGCCCCAGCCUGCAUGCCACCCACAGUCACACUUUUCCCUGUCUCAGCUCCCUCCCUGCAUCCUGCAGAAAAAGCAGGUGACCUCUGAGAAGGACCCUCUUGGUAUCCUGGACCCAAUUCCAAGCAAGACUCCUAGCCAGGGUCCCUUAGUGCCAAACGUAUCUGGCCUCCAACACAAUGCCCAAUCUCAGGUACCACCAAUGAAUGUAAACAUCCCCCCUGCCAGUGUCCCUUUGCCCAGCAACCUGCCCUUGCCAACUGGGAAGUCUGGAGCUGUUGGGCAUGGCCAUAGGGUCCAGCACCACCCUACCCCCUCAUCCGCCUCAUCCUCACCUAUCAUGUCCCCAGUACAUAUGGCUGGACCUGUCCUUGCCAGGGUGGAGGAGUCACCCCACUGCUCGCGUUGCUUAUCCAGUUCUUCUGAACAUGGUAGCUUCGCUCACCCCACAGGGCUCCAGGUUCCUUGUGGGGGUUCAAAGCCACUUCCCCGGUCCUCUCAGGCCUCCUUGGGGUCCCCUCGACCUGCAAUGCCACAAAGUUCUGCAUAUAAGAUGGACAAACUCCAUCACUUGAACGAUACCCCCAACCAACUGCCAGGGGAGAUGAACAUUAGUCUAAGCAGGCAUCCAAACUCCAUGUACCAUCCAGCUCCCGGAUCUGAUAGUGUCCGUCAAAAGAAUCACUCGGUAGGUAUGCCCCAUAACCAGAUGUUAGAUCAGCAGAAUCCUGCUUCCUUCCCAGCAAGUAGUCUACUGUCAGCAGCAGCGAAAGCACAGCUAGUAAAUCAAAACAAACAUACCAACAGCACAUCGGGUGCAGGCGCAGAGGCUCACAGUGGCAGCAGUUUGGGACACCCAGGGCUGGUUGGUGGAGGCAGAGGUGGGAACCUAGAUGGACACAGCACUUUAAACCAGAGAUAUGUACCUAAUCCUGGGCCGUUGGCGAGUGAAUUUCAAAGCGGAAGAGCAGCACUAAGAGACAAACUCAUGGGUAUGGCUCAGCAGAGAGAGGCAAAUCGCAAGCGUAAACUGUCCAAUGAUGGCAGCAGUGGUGGCAUCAACAAUGACAGGGCUUUCGAUGUGCUCAAGCAUCCGAUGGGUGGCUCUGGAUCUAGUUCAUCUAGCUUUCCAGAGACUUUGAGGAGAAUGUUGCAGCAGGGUUGUUUGCCCCCAAACACCUCCAUGGCCCAGCUACUCCAGUCCUUGAGCCACCAAAGUGUCCACAAUGGGCCAAGCCAUGUGGGCCAAAGCCCGGCCAGAUCUGGCAAAUCUCCUUUCUUGGACAAAGCUUUGCCUCAGAUGUCAACUUUGCAGCAGAGCUUGCAAGGGCCUCAUCUCCAGGGCAGAGCAAAGAUCCCUGGCUUCCAGAACAUGAACAGUGAAGGUCAGAUUUCAGGCCAGGAUCUAAACAUGGAGCAGUUCAACAGGCCAAUUAACCAAAUGCAGGACCCCGCCUUAGCUGGGAACUUUAGGGUGUUGGGUUACAAUGGUGGACAACAUGCAGCCAUGGGGUCGAUGCAGGGAAACCCAAGCCCUCACCAGCAGCAGCAGUUUGGACUUCAUCAGAAACCAUCCCAGGCGCAAGGCAACCCCCACUUCAGAGGCAGGGCAGGAUUGCCUCCCAUGAUGUCCAAUGGCGGGGUCCAAGUCCUCUCUGAGUCAGGUAAGCAGCUGUUUCUUCUUGAUUUGGUUGACUAUUGUCUUGUUAUCCUAGGUGUAGCAAAAUCAUAGAUUUAUAUGAUGUUUUAAGUCAACAGUCUUUAUUUAUAUACUUUUUGUGAUAAAGCAAGGACUGCAAUGUGUGUUGUGCCCCCUUGUGGGGAACACUGGUCGUUUUUGUCUUUGUAUUGAAAAUAAUUGGAUAUAGCCAACUUUAUUACAAUGAUCCAAGAUUAUCCAUCUAGAUGUUUGGGGCCAAAAAAACAUUGUGAAUUAGGCUACUACCUUACAAAUAUGAAUAUGACCAUAUUUUUGCAUAUAACUCUUUGUCCUUGUCAUUAAAUUCAGUCUCAUGUUGUUGCUGUCUUUGUCACUUGCGCUCUUUAAGCAUCUUUCAUCAAAGCGCUGACUGCAAAACAUUUUCUGCUGCACAAACUAAAUGAAAGUGAGCUAUUUAAAGCCAGUGUGCAAGACCUCUUUAAAGGCAAAAAUGUAGUACAAGCAGGAAGACAAAAAUGUUCAGAUAUGUUUUUCUCAAAUCACACCUUUUUGUUUCUGCUUUUUUGUUCUUGUUCUAAUAUUUUUAACCCAUUUUCAGCUAAACUAAGUCAUAUUUUCAACAAUGAUUUGAGUUAAAGCCUCAGACACACCAAGGAUGUUCAUAUAUUGUCACAGCACAGAUCAGCUGCAGGAUCAGCCUCGUUAAAAAUAGUCCAGACCACAAGGUGGCAGUAGCUUUCUUAAGCGACGUUUGGCUUGUGUGUGCUGUAGAUGGCUAAUGUUAGCUAACUAGCAAACUGUGCUAAUGUUACUAGCUAGCUAGAAUUUGUAUUAAGCCCUUGUUGAUACUAGCCAGAUGGCCACAACUAGAUAACUAGUGUAGCUAGCAACAUAAUUAAAUUGAAAGGGAUUCGUUUUUGAAUUAAGCAACUGCCUGUUAGCUGCCGAGAGUCAGUUGAGUAGCUAGCUAGCUAUCUUGUGCUAACUGCCAAAUGGUGAUGCUAGUCAUUUAGCUAGCAAGCGAACUGACAUUGGCACUAUGGGAUAAUGGAGAGUGAAUUAAAGUAUUUAUUAAUCUUGCUAGAUAGCUAGCUUGGUAAAGCAAUUAGUCUUGUGUGCAAUGUGCUGCACUUAUCACCCCAUUUGUUUCAUAUGAAGUGUGUGUGAGUGCCUGGCUCAUUUAGCAAGCUAACGUUAAUGAGCAAAUGCACAUUUAUCAAACAUAACAAAAAAAAACAUUACAAAAAGUUCAAGCACAAAACUCCUCUAGAAAAAAAAUAGGUGUAUUAUGCAGCAUUAAUGUAUAAGUUAAAACAAUUCUGUUGAAAGGGGGGUGGAUUACACCGGAAAAGUGCCCUCUUUUUUUCAUUUUUCUUGUCACUCCUGUUGGCUCCCCCACAUGGAGGUUCGUGCUCUCUGAUUGGCUCAGUCAAGUUGUCAGCCACUGAGGAGCAGGUCGAUUCUACAAGUAGAAACCGCAGGUUCGUCGGUACGCAGCAGGUACGUCUUUUGUUCUAGCAAAAGAAGGAGGCCGUCAGUUUUCUCUGUGUGUCUGGCCUCUAACACCCGACUCUCCAUCUUGGCUGUUAUGAUCAUGAUAUCUUUGUUUCUCUGUAUAGGCUACAAUCCCCAGUAUAGCCUAAUUACUCUCAUUGUAUGAAAUGAGGAGCAGAGACAAAACACUCACCAAGUUGAAUUAUGCUAGGGAUUCUUCUACUUUAAAGAUUAGGCCUAGUUGCUAUCUACUUUUAUUGUAGUCAGCCUAUAGACAGUGAGCGGAGAGACCUCAGUGUUGUGGAAUGCACCUUCUUACUAUGUCCUCUGUGGUCUGCGGCCAGGCCUCUACAUUGCCAAGGGUGACAGUCUGUGACAGAGCUCCCAAGAAGAGCCACAAGCCACACGUCACUGGUUCGUGUAUCAGACAGCUGCAUGCGUCCUCUUGGCUGAUGUCGCUGUCCCUGUGUCCUCAAGCUAGCCUCUAGUAACCUACAUCCCUGCUCUUAGAGAGUGAAGGAUGGGAAGUGGGAGAGGGUCACAAACAAUGAGAGCACCAGCUCUAGUAAACAAGUAGACAUGUAAUAUUGAUCUAAUUGCUGAGAUGGGGGGUUUGCUCUUAAUGGUUUUAGGUGAUUGGGAGGGUGAGUGGGAUACAAGCUCUGCCACCAGAUUAAAAUACACUGAACAAAAAUAGAAACGCAACAUAUAAAGUGUUGGUCCCAUGUUUCAGGAGCUGAAAUAAAAGAUCCCAGAAAGUGUCCAUAGGCACAAAAAGCUUAUUUCUCUCAAAUUUGUUUGCAUCCCUGUUGGUGAGCAAUUCUCCUGUGUCAAGAUAAUCCAUCCACCUGACAGGUGUGGCAUAUCAAGAAGCUGAUUAAACAGCAUGAUCAUUACACAGAUGUGGCAAGUUUUGAGGGAGCAUGUAAUUGGCAUGCUGACUGCAGGAAUUGUCCACCAGAGCUGUUGCCAGAAAAUUGAAUGUUAAUUUCUCUACCAUAAGCUGCCUCCAAUGUCAUUUUAGAGAAUUUGGCAGUACGUCCAACCGGCCUCACAACCGCAGACCACGUGUAUCGCGUUGUGUGGGCGAGCAGUUUGCUGAUGUCAACGUUGUGAACAGAGUGCCCCAUGGUGGCGGUGGGGUUUUGGUAUGGGCAGGCAUAAGCUACGGACAACGAACACAAUUGCAUUUUAUCGAUGGCAAUUUGAAUGCACAGAAAUACUGUGACGAGAUCCUGAGGCCCAUUUUUUUUAUUAAAGGUAUCUGUGACCAACAGAUGCAUAUCUGUAUUCCCAGUCGUGAAAUCCAUAGAUUAGGGCCUAGUGAAUUUAUUUCAAUUGACUGAUUUCCUCAUAUGAACUGUAACAUCUUAGAAAUUCUUCCAUGUUGCGUUUAUUUUUGUUCAGUAUACUUAUUGUCUCUGUCAUUUAAUUUUUUUGUGAUAAGUAAUAUGCAACGGCUAGACAGUAUUUCCCCUAGGAUUUCUUUCAGCAUCGGUGGAAAGGGUAGCUAGUUUGAUUAUAUGAUGUAUAGUUGACUCCUGAUGUAUGCAAUGGCUUGGGAUUGUUGGGAAUACAGAUAGCCAACAGUAGCACAAGAAAAAGGAAAUAAUAUAUUUGAAUUGGGACUCGUGAGCUGCACUCCACUUGAAGGGAGCUUGCAUUUCCUUUGAUAUGUGCACUUAUCAGGAGUCUAAUGUAUCUAGACAGCUGAACCUUUAGUAUAGGCUAAUUACAUUAGGUGGAUCUUGUAUUUUAUGCACUUUCACAGUAAUGUCAAAAAGUCACUAGCGAGCUGCCAGAAAGUAGAGAGCACUUGCCCUUACAGUGAGAGCCACACAUCCAUAAACAUGGGAUGCAUUUCUGUUUCGAUACAGGAGCUCCACACAAAUGAUCACAUUCACUUCGUGUCCAAGCUCUGUGGAUUCAGGAAAUGUCCUCCGAAACCGUCAGUUAGCGGAUCAUGGUGGCUACUGGCUACUUUGUUGAGGUUUGUCAACCGUUUAUUUCAAUAGCAUUAGAAUCCUCAUUUUGUCACUGCUACUAUUGGCUACUUCUCCUGUUCUACACCAAAUCACUUGCUGACGGUGUUGAGGUAAUGUAUGGAUAUCCAUCUAUGGAUGGGCUUCUAGAAGUGUAUAUCCUCAUAGAUUUUUAUUGAUUUAAGAGUCAGGAGCUAUAUUUUGUCUAAAAUACCUAUAGUUGGCCUGAAGUUUGUCUGUAGUCAGGGAAGCCCAACUGAACCACAGUUGCCCACUUUGGUUUACAUUUCAACAACAUAGUUUUCUUUAUUUUCUAACUUCUCUUGUCUGUUUCAUUUUACUUAUUUGUUCAAUCAAGUCCUCACAAAUCAAGGGAAGUAAAUGGGAGUAAUCUUUGGGCUUGUUUUCUUUUUACGUCCACACUACUCUCCUUUACUGUCCCUUUGGUUUGCUUAUCUUUGAAAAAACUAAAUUAGCUUGGAGUGGUGUUGUCCUCCAUGAUCAGAUCUCCCUCUACUCCCCCUCCCUCACUUCACUUUUCAUUCUCGCACCUUUCUCACCCCUCUUGUGUUUCAUUGUAAUCUCUCACACCGCUCUCCCCUCUCUCUCUCUCUCUCUCUCUCUCUCUCUCUCUCUCUCUCUCUCUCUCUCUCUCUCUCUCUCUCUCUCUCUCUCUCUCUCUCUCUCUCUCUCUCUCUCUCUCUCUCCUCUCUCUCUCUCCCUUUGUACAGGUGAGGUCAGCAGUUCUCUGAGCUGUGAGCUGAGGCAGGCCCGAGAGGAGAGUCUUCAGUCUCUCAUCAGGAACAGCCAGGCCCAUUCACUGCAACAACAGAGACAGCAGCAGCAACAGCUUGUUCAGGGCCAGCCUCAGGGUCUGUCCCAGGAUCCGGGUCAGCACUCUAUACAGGGCCAGCAGCAGCAGCACAGGUUCCAGGGCCAAGGCUCCCAUCCUGAUGCCCCUCUCCCUGAUGAUGCCUCCUCCAUCCCCAUGAACAGCCUCCUUCGGAGCUUCCAGGUCAGACAGUCUGUUUUCUUCCAGUUCAAGCCCCACAUUUCUUUGGGUGACUUUCUGUGUAUUUGGAUGUUUGUGUGGUAGUUUAGGGAUGUUUAUUGUUGAUUACAAACUACGUUUCCAUUCAACAUUUCAUGUGGAUGAAUUACCUGACGCAUAAAAAAAGUAACCACUGGGCUGAUGUAAACAUGAAAUGCCAGGUACAAUUUAAAAAAUCCCAACAGACAAUUUGUUUGUUCGACAUGGUGGGACAUUUUUGUUGGAAACAUUUAUUAUGCGAGAAAUGGUGGUGGAAACGCCUUCAUGCGCAAAUAUUGAUAUAAUAACCAUCAUAUCGAAGUAAACUUGGAGUCACACGAUGAUAUGUUGUGUGGUCCUCCCACUACGGCUCGGGAAACCAUGCAGUUUAUUAGGCUACAGAUGAAAUAAGUUAUGAUGAACUUCACAGGUUGGUGAAUGUGCAAGGUGAUGAGCUUCAUGCUCCUUCAUGGUCCUCUGUAGCUCAGCUGGUAGAGCACGGUGCUUGUAACGCCAGGGUAGUGGGUUCGAUCCCCGGGACCACCCAUACACAAAAAUGUAUGCACGCAUGACUGUAAGUCGCUUUGGAUAAAAGCGUCUGCUAAAUGGCAUAUUAUUAUUAUUAUUAUUAUUAUUAUUAUUAUUUCCAAUAAAUAUCGAGGGUCAUAUUCUGGUGACAUGAUGAUCGAUGCUUGGCUGCCGUUUGACAAAUACAAAUAUUAUUGCAUUAUCCAUAAUAAUCUCAUCAUGUAGGUAGCCUACCUGCACUUUAUCUGCGAGGUGUUGGCUAGAGCGCACGUGCCAAUACCGGAGUGGGCAUAUUUGCUAUAUAACAGUUUUUGUGACAAAACGAUCAGUAGAGAUGAAAAUGCGAUGGAAACCCAUCUAACUUGUAUUUUUCAUCCGGUACAUGGGAAUUUAACAGCAAAAAAAUAAUAAUGUAAUGUGCACUAUGUCAUCACGCACAGCCUUUUAUCCGCAAAAAGUAUGUUUGAUGGAAACACAUCUCUGUUGUGUUUCCAUCAAAAUAUUCAAAAAUGCAUAUUUUUGAAUAUUUGCAUGAAAAUCUGUUGCAAAUCGGAUGGAAACCUAGCUACUUUCAACAUGUUUGAACCUCUCCCUCUCUUCUUGUUACAGGUGGGUUUGCCUGAGAGGAUUCCACUGCCAAACAGAACUAUGAUGAGUCGACCGGGGAUGAUGUCCAUGUCCCAACCCGGUGCCCCUUGUCUCCAGGAGGGUCAUCAAGAAUACCAGGCUGCCCAGGACCUUCACGGUGGUGGGGGAGAAGUUAUUGAUCCCAUCCACAGGCCAGCGAUGGGCACGGAUAGCAAGAGCACGUUUAAUGUCAUCACAUCAACGGGUGCUAGUGGUACCUUCGCUGCUUCUGUUGUCGGCGAGCCUGUCGACCUCUCCCAUGCUGUUAACUCUGUCAUUCAUGGCCCCCUCCGCUCAUAUCAGGAGCCAGUGCCAGAGCCCCGACACCAACCCAAGGUGGGUCGGCCCCGCAAGAAGACCCCUGAACGGAACAACAACAGCUUCUCCCCUGUUGCUAUGGAAGCUCCUAUCAGAUUCCGCUCGCCGCGACAUGGAGCCCAAAGAAGACAAUGGGACGGGCAGGCGGAGGGCCAGGAGCAGGCUGGUCUGUGGCGUAAUGACAAGCUCCUCCAACCGCUUUCCUUAGCCCAGAGCAGAAACGGCACCUACCCAGAGAGGCCCAAAGGUCAGGCCCAGGUCCACUUAGGCCCUCAGGAUCAAACAGCACUGCACUUCCCCAGUGACUUGUAUGCCCAUAUGAAUGGCAAUGGUAGAGGCCUCACCUCGGGAAGACUACAUUCCAGACACCCCAGCCUGUCCCCUGGUUCUUCCUCUGUCCCACCAGAGGGCCACUUUACCAAGGACUACAGCCACUACAACGAACAUCUGAAUGGCCAACUCAAUGGGCACCUCAAUGGGCACCACUACAAUGGGCACCUGAACGGGAGCCUGAGCGGCGAGGAGGACCUGAGGCCUGGGGACUCUCCUUCCUCCAGUGAGGGGCUCCUGCUCCACCACAGGCCCAGAACUCAGGCCCACUACCCGGGAGAUCUGCUCUGGUGCCAGGGCAAAGGCUUCCCUCCAUGGCCAGGCAAAAUGGGGAGCGUGGGGCACAUGUACUCCCCUGGGAUGGUGAAUGGCAUGCAGGGCAAGGUGAGCUUGUUGUGUACUCGGUGUUUUGGUGUGAUCAAUUAUGAUUGGUCACAUGACUACAUCAGAUAAAGAAGUGGCGGUAUCCGCCACAAUUCCAGCCUCAGUUACAACACAAUUUGACAUUAAACUGUUGCUGCUACUACUACUGUACACAUUACCAGUUUUUUUGAUGAUGGCAAAAUAAUGCUUUGUAUAAGAGGGGAGUUUAAAAAUACGUAGGCACUAGGCAUGGCAUGUCCCUGAAAUAUAUUAUAUUCCUCACAAAGAGCAUGACAGGGAGAGGGAAGAACUCCCACAGUGUUCUGCAUAAAAAAACACCCCAAUUCUGCUCUGUGGCACAGUCAAAGGCCUCGGAGACACCAAGGAAUUAACAUCAGGGUAAAACAGCAUAAUGGGUUUGACACCUUCCCAGAGGUCAUUCUACCACCAUUUUCACCUGUCUGUCGACAUCCAUUGCUUGAAUUUAUUCACUGCCUACUGUGUUUUGUUAGUUUUAUUUUCAGAGCUACUGUUCAGGAACUUCAGUGUGGGAAUCCUUGAGGGAAUGUACUUUAUUAAAUUUUUCCUGGAAUUACCCAUAUUAUUUAAGCUAACAUUGGGGCUAGGUGUUAUUUCAGUUUGGUUUCAUGCCUAGUUUGACUGUGCAGAUAAUAUACAAUAGUGGAUGAAUUUGCAAUACCCACCCCUUUUACAGGCCUGUGUGGACAGCUAUUUUAAUGAAUCUGACCCAUUGUGUUGAGUAAAUAAAAUUAAAAGCAGUUAGGAAGGAUAGGACAAGAUGCUGCCUCUUUUAAUUAGACAAUUAUUGAAUGCUCUUUGUCUUACCUGGUGUUAAAGUAACUUGCAAGUUAGUCAUUAGACAAUAAAGCUUUAUUGAAGUUGAGUCAUUAUAAUUAUGAAUUGUGAAAUAAGUCAUUGCUUGCUUUGACCUGAGUCAUUCUGCAAACUCAUUUAGAACUUCUGUUCUGUGGACAGGGUAAUGUAAUGUUGGGGCUUUUGGUUUCACUUGGCUGUGUAACUGUGCCUGUUCAGGGAAUAAUAAUGUGCCAUUUAGCAGACGCUUUUAUCAUUUGUGCAUACAUUUUACGUAUGAGUGGUCCCAGGAAUCAAACCCACUACCCUGGCGUUAAAAGCGCCAUGCUCUACCAACUAAUGAUCAACAGGUGAUGUUUUGGUUUUAUUCCCCCGGUGUUUGGUAAUGUUGUUUCUACUUGCCUUCAGGUAGAGUCAGAGAAGUUCCAGAGGACACUAACAGAGGAUCUGGAGACACUACACAAAGCAAACAAGAUAACUAGAAAGUAAAUUACCCUAGAUGAAUAUGCUAUUAUGCUUUAUUCUGUCCCUGUACAAUGUUUUUAUCAGAUGAGGGAUGAAGAUAAAGUAAUACAAAUAUGGUCUCUGCUAAAUGACUAAAAUGUAAAAUGUCUUUCUUACAGUGGUCGAAAAUGGAAUAACCACCUAGAGGCUGCUAUACAGGAGGCUAUGUGUGAGCUGGAUAAGAUGACAGGCAAUGUGAGUAUUCCGAUUCACUGUGAUUUGGUUAUUGUGUGUCCUGUACACACCUCUUUAGACAUGACCUUUGGGUGCCCAAACGUGUGUGAGCCUCUCAUUAUGUCUACAGUCUAUCUAAAGAUGGUGUUCCAUCACCCCCCCCCCCCCCCCCCCCCCCCCACCCCCACACAUUUCUUUGGUGCACCAGAUGUCACAGAGAGACCGACAAGUCAAGACCACUAAACCCAAAAGGAGGAAGAUCUCCAGAUGACAGUAAAUGUGUGGAUCCGUUACUUUAGUGUCCUGCUGGGUAGCGGUCCAUCUAGCCAAUGGGUCUCGUGUAGCCGAUGUGGAAUCGCUAGCUAGUGUGUGCAAUAGUAGCGACCAUUGUCUAGUCUGUUGCAUCAGCUUGGUACUUAGUCCAACUGGAUUAGUGCUACAAUCAGAGUCAACACUCCUUCCACCUUGACCACCACCAAGACACUGACAGUGAAGAAAGUACAAGAAAAGAUGGAGGAACAUAGCUGCAAAAUAAUAGCUGUGAUAUAUCCACAGCUAGCUUGUCCUUAUGGAAAAUGAGAUUCUACAUAUAAGGAAAUAGUUGGUCCAAAUAUUUCUGAGGCAUUUUAGAUUAUGCAUUAUAUUCGGUGGUUAAUUGUAUAUAUUGUUCAGUAUUAUCAUCGAUGAGUCGACUUAAUGCUAAUUUUCUUAUGUACAUAUGAAUACAAAACUAUAUAUGGUUCUCCUAAUGUUUUUAUUUUUCACAAAACGGUGCGGCCAGAGCUUUCAUUUUUCAAAAGAAAAGCAGCAAAAAGGCAUUUCUAAUACAGAUCUAUUGAAACAUGCUGUUAAGCAUUGAACAGCUGAAGGAUUAUGAUGUUGAACUUCAAUAGACACUAUUCUCAUUUGCAUGCAGCCAGUAAGGAUGAUCUUGUCCUGCUGGGAAGGCAUAUAGAGUGAGUCCCAAGAAAAGGAAAUUGGAAGACUUGAAGAUAGACCCACCGUAUAUCCUUUAUCUGAAUAUAGAAGGACAUGCAAAUACUUUCUCUUUCUCUUACAUUUCCUUUUUCUUUGUUCUUGUUUUUGUUUUUGUCCAUGUUAUCCAAGAAAAGAAAAAGCCAUCAAGGGAAGGAGUCUGAAAUAUGCCUCUAAGUUACAUUAUUUGUACUCCCAAAGUAAAAUGUAUUUUCUCUGAAUAUUUUUGAUAAACAGAAGAUCUGUGUUAUAUCUGCAAAAUGACUUUGACAGUAUGUGUUUGUUCAUGUAAUUUAAAAAAAAGUUAUUGUAAAGUAUAAACUAAUUUGUGUGGUAUACAGU
This is a messenger RNA of Coregonus sp. 'balchen', 14644 nucleotides long. The record is from the annotation of a GenBank genome assembly. NCBI's taxonomy places the organism in Eukaryota, Metazoa, Chordata, Actinopteri, Salmoniformes, Salmonidae.